AUGGCUCUGCUCAAGGUCAAGUUCGAUCAGAAGAAGCGGGUGAAGCUGGCCCAGGGGCUGUGGCUCCUGAACUGGCUGUCGGUGUUGGCUGGCAUCAUCCUCUUCAGCCUCGGGCUGUUUCUGAAGAUUGAACUGCGGAAGAGGAGCGAGGUGAUGAAUAAUUCUGAGAGUCACUUUGUCCCCAACUCCUUGAUUGGGGUGGGGCUCCUGUCCUGCGUCUUCAACUCCCUGGCCGGCAAGAUCUGCUACGACGCCCUGGAUCCUGCCAAGUAUGCCAAGUGGAAGCCGUGGCUGAAGGUGUACCUGGCGGUGUGUGUACUCUUCAACGUCCUCCUCUUCCUCGUGGCCCUCUGCUGCUUCGUGCUGCGUGGCUCUCUCGAGAGCACCCUGGCCACGGGGCUGCGGAACGGCAUGAAGUACUACCGGGACACAGACACGCCGGGCCGCUGCUUCAUGAAGAAGACCAUCGACUUGCUGCAGAUCGAGUUCAAGUGCUGCGGCAACAAUGGCUUCCGGGACUGGUUUGAAAUUCAGUGGAUCAGUAAUCGCUACCUGGAUUUUUCCUCCAAGGAGGUCAAAGACCGCAUCAAGAGCAAUGUGGACGGGCGGUACCUGGUGGAUGGCGUCCCUUUCAGCUGUUGUAACCCCAGCUCACCACGGCCCUGCAUCCAGUACCAGCUCACCAACAACUCAGCACACUACAGCUACGACCACCAGACCGAGGAGCUCAACCUUUGGUUGCGCGGCUGCAGGGCAGCCUUGCUGAGCUACUAUAGUAGCCUCAUGAACUCCAUGGGCGUCGCCACGCUCCUGGUCUGGCUCUUGGAGGUGAGCAUCACGGCUGGGCUGCGGUACCUGCACACAGCCCUGGAAGGCGUGUCCAACCCAGAGGACCCCGAGUGCGAGAGCGAGGGCUGGCUGCUGGAGAAGAGCGUGCCCGAGACCUGGAAGGCCUUUCUGGAGAGCUUGAAAAAGCUGGGCAAAGGCAACCAGGUGGAAGCGGAAGGCGCAGAUGCAGGCCUGGCCCCCGAGGCUGGGUGA
Dipodomys spectabilis (banner-tailed kangaroo rat) is the source of this 1041-nucleotide messenger RNA. It is a transcript of the gene Prph2, whose product is annotated as peripherin 2. The coding region runs from base 1 to 1041 and encodes 346 amino acids. NCBI's taxonomy places the organism in Eukaryota, Metazoa, Chordata, Mammalia, Rodentia, Heteromyidae. The transcript has 3 exons. Gene Ontology annotation, cellular component: membrane. Gene Ontology annotation, biological process: visual perception. The record is from RefSeq and is a predicted model, not a curated record.